This is a messenger RNA of Musa acuminata AAA Group (dessert banana), 1008 nucleotides long. RefSeq lists its product as uncharacterized. The transcript has a single exon. NCBI's taxonomy places the organism in Eukaryota, Viridiplantae, Streptophyta, Magnoliopsida, Zingiberales, Musaceae. The record is from RefSeq and is a predicted model, not a curated record. The coding region runs from base 1 to 1008 and encodes 335 amino acids.
AUGAGGAGCCCACGGGAGCUCGCGGACCAGAUGCGAUAUUGUCGUUUCCACUGGCAAAACAGACAUGACAUGGAGGAGUACCGCGAGUUGAAGCGACAGAUCGAGGAGCUGAUUCGACGAGGGCACCUCAGCCACUAUCUACGGCCGGAUAAAGAGCUUGCCCCACGACACGAGGGCCUCAUCGAAAGGCAGAUCGACGUGAUCAUGGGCGGCCCGGCGUCUGGGGGAAACAGUAUGUUCGGGCGGAAAGCAUAUGCCUGCGUUGACGCAACCGAAGACCUUGAGCGCGGGCCCGGGCCCGAGGUCAUGUUUGUCGCUGAGAUAGCCGAGCGACACAAACACGAUGACGUGUUGGUAGUGGCCGCCAGGAUCGCCAACGCCCAAGUGAAAAGGAUCAUGGUCGACACGGGAAGCUCGACCGACAUCCUUUAUCUGGACGCUUUCCAAAAGCUCGGGCUCUUCCGCGAUGCCCUGGAGCCUAUGAGCUUAGCACUCACCGGGUUCACCGGUGAAUCGAUUUCACCGUUGGGCAUGAUCACCUUGCCCUUAACCCUCGGGGAGGUACCGAGGACGAAGACGAUGAUUGCAAUCUUCUUGGUAGUCGACCUUCCUACCGCUUACAACGCGAUUCUGGGGCGCCCCACCCUCAAUAAGUUCAGAGCGAUUAUCUCCACCAACCACCAGACCGUGAAGUUCCUGACCCGUGCGGGGGUCGGAGAUGUCAGAGGGAGCCCCCGCGAGUCAAGGCAGUGUUAUUUGACCACGGUCUCCCUGCACAAGAGGAGGAGGGCUGAACUACCCCUCGAAAACCCCCGAGAAGCAAAAAGGCCAUCCCGGCACCCCGAGCCCACGGAGCCUUCGGUGGAUUGCCACUAUAGGAGGGAUGCCCAGAUCGAACGGUCAAGAUCGGGUCGGAAGUUUGUCCGUGACAAUGCGGCACCGUCUCGAGCUUUCCGGGAUAAGAUGUGCCGAGCAAUGUCUUGGUACGGAUUCCAGCUCGGCGCAUGA